This is a messenger RNA of Callorhinus ursinus (northern fur seal), 8349 nucleotides long. The record is from RefSeq and is a predicted model, not a curated record. Lineage: Eukaryota; Metazoa; Chordata; Mammalia; Carnivora; Otariidae.
AUGGCUGCCCUCUCCUCUGCCCUGCUGUGCCUUGGUGCCCUGGGCUGCCUGUGGGGCCCAACGGUUGCAUUUGUGGAUUUCCAGGGCCGUUACUUCAUCACGGCUUUCUUGGAGAAUGGGGGCGCUGAGAAGCCCAGCUUCCGCCUGUACGUGUCGCCACCGACCAAGGGGCCCCCGACGGCGGUGCAAGUGAGGGCGCAGCCGGUGGGGGGACAGGCCUUUCGGCGCGCGCUGAGCCUGCAGCCAGGCACCACUGCCUUGGUGCGCCUGCCCAGCGCUGUGGAGCUGCGGGGCUCGCGGCGGGCGGCGGGGGGCGCGGUGCGCUUAGCCGCGUCGCGACCGGUGGGAGUGACCGUGGUGAACGCGCGUGGGCGCACUUCCCUAGACACGGCACUAGCGCUUCCGCGCCGCCUCCUGGGUACGCGCUACGUGGUGGUAACGCCGUCGCUGCAGCCCCACGACCGGCACAAGGAGUUUGCGGUGGUGGCCGGCGCUUGGCCCACGCGCCUACGCCUCACGCCGCCGGUGCCCAUCCUGCUGGAUGGCGUCGAGCAUGCUGCCGGCCGUCCCCUCCUCGUGCGCCUUGAGCCCUUCCAGGCGCUGCAGGUGCAGAGCGCAGGCGACCUGUCGGGCACCCGCGUCGUGGCCACUCAACCCGUCGCGCUGCUGGCUGGCCACAGUUGCCUGCAAGCGAGAAAUAAGGCCUGUGGCCACGUGUCCGAACAACUCCUGCCCCAGGAUUACUGGGGCCGCGUCUACGCCGUACCCCCGUUCGCGCCCGCGGCUCCCGGACCCAAAGACCACGUGUACGUGGUGGCGGACGGCCUGGGCAGCCUGAGCUUCUGGGGGGGCGGCGCCGAAGGGGCGCAGGCUCUGCGCAGCGGAGUCGUGAUGCACUUCGCGGUGGACCCAGUGCGCCCCCUGGUGCUGCGCUCCUCUGCCGGCCUGCAGGUGCUUUUCCUGGCCGCAGCUGCGGCCCGCGGGGGCGUCGCCUACAAGCCCUUCUUCGCUCUCUUGCCUCCGGUGGACGCGUUCAGCCGCAGCUUUGCGCUCACAGCGCAGCCGGGCUUUUCCAACGUGGCGGUGCUGCUGGCGCGCGAGCCCACCCCGGUGCUCCUUGAUCAGCAGCCGCUGCCCAACCUGCACUGGCGCCUAAUCCCCGGCGGCCCGGAACCGCGUCACGGGCAGCAUUCUGGUGAAAGCCAGGCCGCCGCUCCGGGUUUCGUCUGGACCGAGGUGGCAUAUGGACCUGAGCCCGGAGUGGUGCACUUCCUGGAGACUCGCGGGCUGCCCGUGGGCGUGCUCAGCUUCGGCACCGGCCCUGGCGCGGGCUUCGGGACCCAGGCCAUGGGGCAGCCAAGAGAGGCUGAACCAGAGUCCAAACCCAAGACAGUGUCUAAGGCUGGGUCAGAAACCAUCUCAGCAGCCAAGCUGGGGCUCAAGGUGGUGGCAGUGACUGACCCAGGCUUAGAGGCUGUGACGAUGGCAAAGCAAGAACUUGAAACUGUGGCUGGGUCCAAAAUGGUGUCUGAGGCCAAGUCGGAGACACUGUGGAUCGCCAGCUCUGGAGAGAGGCAGCCCAUGCACUUUGUCACGAUGCGCAUCUUUGGUGUCACUAUCACUGCUGUCAAGCAUGAGUUCGGCUUUGUCCAGGUGAACCAGCAGCGGCUCCGGCUCCCGGCGACGCUGCACGACGGAAGGCUGCGGUUGCAUUUCCGCAGCUCAGAACUAUGGGCAGAGGCAGGUCUGGAGCAUGAGCCGCCCGCGCUGCGCCUGGUGUACGACUGGCAGCACGCGCUGUCUCUGCAAGUGACCAACGGCUACCGUGCGCACCUGGUGGGCCUGUGCGGCAACUUCAACGGCGACCCGACAGACGAUGUGGGAGGUCCGGACCCGCGAGCUUUCUUGCGCACUUGGGCCCUGCAGCCUCCGGAUGCGCCGUGCCACGCCCUCUGGGCUGCUCCUUGCGCCAAGCCAGCGGCCCCACCGGAGACCCCGGGGCCCUGCGCCAUCCUGGCAGCUCCGAAGGGGCCCUUUAGCCCCUGCCACGACGUGUUGCUGCCUGCGCCCUUCGAGACCAGCUGCAGUGCUUGGAUCUGUCCCCUUCCCAACUACCGACCUGCGCUUUGCUUGACCCUCCAGUUCUACGCGCACGCGUGUCAGCGCCUGGGUGUCAGCAUCAACUCCUGGAGAUUCCAGACUGGCUGCCCCAUCGAGUGCCCCCACAACAGCCACUACGAGCCGUGUGGCUCCUCCUGCCCAGAGACGUGCAUGGGUCGGUUGGGAGCGUCGUGCCCGCUGCCCUGCGGGGAAACGUGCGCCUGUGAUGCCGGCUACGUUCACAGCGGCCCUGACUGCGUCCUGCGGCGCCCGGGGCUUGAUGGCUGUGGCUGCACGCACCAGGGACGUCUGCUGGGACCAGGCGAGACCUUAUGGGAGGGCGUGGGCUGCACGCGCCGCUGCGUCUGCCCAGCUUCAGGAGGGAGCGUGAUCUGCACCCAGGCCGGUUGCAGGCCAGGUGAGCGCUGCAUUCUGUCACUCGGCCUGCGCACGUGUGUGCCCUCGAGCAUGGGGACAUGCGUGGCGGCCGGCGGAGGCCACUACAUCACCUUCGAUGGACGCCGGUUUCGCUUUCCCGGCUCUUGCGUGUACCUGCUGAGCGGCCUUAGUUCUCCAGCGCCGCAGGAACUGGCGGACUUCCGUGUGCUCCUGGGCACCGGUCCUGAUGGCCUCCCGGGUAGCCUCGAAGUGCUCGUGUCUGGGUGCCACCUGAGGCUGGACCCCAAGGAACCCGGUCGUGUCCUGGUGAAUGGAGACUGGCAGAAUCUACCAUUCCAGGCUGUGAGCAACAGUACCCUCAUCUUUCGCCAUGGCUGGGACACUGUGGUCAGCUGCCCCUUUGGCCUGCGGGUGACCUAUGCCCCCGGGAUCCGCGUGGUAGUGGAUCUUCCAGCAGCAUAUAUGGGCCAUGUGGUGGGGCUGUGUGCUGACUACAAUGGGGAUCCCAUGGAUGACCUCCAGGUGCCUGGAAUUGUGCUGGGCACCAAGCUGCCUGAGGAUGCAUUGGUUUGGGCCUUUGGCCAUAGCUAUCUGGUGGGUUCCCCGACUGGGUGCCCGGAUGCUGCUGACAAGAUGCCGCCACUGCCACCAUCCUGUGUCACCCUGCGGACCACCAGCACCCCAGCCCACUUUGCCCACAUCUGUGACAUCCUCUUGGACCCCCUGGGGCCCUUCCAGCUGUGCCAUGAGAUGCUGGCACCAGGUCCCUAUGUCCAAGAUUGUAUGGUGGAUGUAUGUCUAGGCAUUGGACCCUGCCCCAUGCUCAGCCUCUACUGUGAAACUUGCCAGCUGCUGGGUGGCCAAGUCUUCCCCUGGCGGAAGUCGAGUCUGUGCAGGCGCCAGCUCAUCCCUGCACAGUGUAUCCCUGAGACCCUGUACUUCCCACUGAGCCAGCCUCCACCCAUCCCUCCACCCCGAGACUGGCCCAUCCAGUGUCAGGCCUACUCUGACGAAAGCCCCCUGUGCCCCGCACACUCGCGCUACACGCUGUGCGCUCCGGCUUGCUCAGCCACUUGCGCGGGGCUGAAGCCACCGCCUGGCUGCGACGGCCCUGGGCUCUGCCGCGAGGGCUGCGUGUGCGACGCGGGCUUUCUGCUGAGUGGCGCCGACUGCGUGCCCGCGGCUCAGUGCGGCUGCCUGAGCGCCGGCCGCUACUUGGAACCCGGCGCGCCGCUGUCGUCCCCGCACCCCGCGACCAGCCGCUGCUGCCGCUGCCGCCCUGGCGGCCGGGUGGUCUGCAAACCCUGCCGCUCAGCCCCGGGCGGCCCAGGCCUCUGCCUCGCCUCAGACGGACUCCGUUACCGCACCUUCGACGGCACCACCUUCCACCUCCCGGGCGCCUGCACCUCUUCGUUGGUGAGCACGGGCACGGGCCGCCUUCGGGGUGUGUGGCCCUUCGAGGUGGUGCUGGAGAAAAGCCCACGGACGCCCGAGCGCCGCCGCGCGCUGCUCUGCGUGCACGGCCACCGCUUCGGCCUAGACUGGGAGGACUGGGGAUACAUCACGGUGGACGGCGUGCGGCGCUGCCUGCCCUUCCAGCUGACCGAGGGCAGGGUGCGCGCCUUCGCGCGGGGCGCCUCGGUGGUGCUCGCGGUGCGUGGGGGCCCGCGCCUGCUUUUCGGGCCCGGUGGCCACCUGAGCGUGGAGCUGCCUGCGGCCUACCGCGGCCUCACGCGCGGCCUCUGCGGCAACUUCAACGGCAAGGCGUCGGAUGACCUGCAGCUGCCGAGGCCCGGGCCCUGCGCGGCGCCACGUCCCUGCCCGGGUUCGGGCUGUCCACCGGCCGCCGAGGCCGCGGGCGCAGACGCAGCGUGGCGUGGCUCUUGCGGCCUCCUGCGCGAGCCCGGCGGCCCGCUGGCACCCUGCCACGCACUUCUGCCGCCCGAGCCCUUCUUCCAGGCCUGCGUGGCCGACAUGGGCCGCGCCGGCGGGAACCGCAAAGUGCUCUGUGCCUUCCUGCAAGCCUACGUGGCUGCCUGCCAGACGGCUGGUGCGGAUAUGAGGCCCUGGAGGGCUCCCAGCUUUUGCCCCAUGCGGUGCCUCCACAACAGCCACUACAGUCUGUGUGUGAACCCCUGCCCUGCGGCCUGUCCCGGCGUUCAGGAAGUGGUGCAGCUCCCCACUCCCUGUGCUGAGGGCUGCGAGUGUGAGGAUGGAUUCUUCCCAGCUGGGCGUGACUGCGUCCCCGCGGACCACUGUCCUUGCUUCCACCAUGGCCAGUACUUCCCUCCUGGCCAGACAGUCCUCAUCCAGAAUUGCUCCUCCUCCUGUACCUGCCAACUAGGGGAGGGUGUGGCCUGUGUCCCCUUCAGCUGCCCUGUGGAGGAGGUCUGUGGCAUCACAGAUGGAGUCCUAGGCUGUCGAUUGCAAGCCACCUUGGCCCCUGUGCCGAGCUCUGUGGCCCCACCACUGGUUUCCCCACCUUUCCCACCCCUGCUCCCCAGCCCCAGUCCUCAGUGCCCAGAAAACUCCCGCUUUGUUCCAUGUGGCUCUGCAUGCCCAGCCACAUGUGCCAACCCCGCUGCCCCAGAUCACUGUAGCCACCCGUGUGCUCCGACCUGCCAGUGCCUACCUGGCUACCUGCUGCUAGGGGGCCGAUGUGUGCCCCGUGACCACUGCUCCUGCUUCCUGCACCAAGGCCGGACUUUCUGGAGAGACAACUGUACUCAGCAAUGCCACUGCCCGACCCUUGGUGCCCUGGUGAGCAAGCUUCCCCAGUGUUGGCCUGACAAGUGCCAUGGUCACUGCAAGGCCUCCACGGGUGGCUGGUACCACUGCCUGUUAGCCCAGUCCCCACCCGGUCCCACUGUCCUGGAAAAGUCACCGGUCUGCAUGGCCACUGGAGACUUCCACUUCCACACAUUUGGAGGAACCCACUAUGAAUUCCCUGGCUCCUGUGUCUACCGCCUGGUGGGUCUCUGUGGCACAGCCCAUGCCAACCUUCAGCCCUUCAGCCUGGAUUUGACCCCACUGCUGCGGCCACGUGGCUGGACCAAGGCCCUGACCCUCUUAGCCUGUGGCCUGAGGCUGGACAUGAGUCCAAAAGAUCUCAACCACAUCCGGGUGGAUGGAAUUCUGGAAUCGCUGCCUUUCUUUCACGGCCACUGCCUCCGUGCCUACUACCAAGGCCGCCAACUCUGCGUAGACACGGACUUCGGCCUCUCCCUGACCUACGAUUGGGACAGCCUGGCACGUGUAACGCUGCCGAGGCUCUAUGGACCCUACCUGUGCGGACUCUGUGGCCAGCACGGCCCGAGCAGCCCCACCGUGCAGGUGCCCGACACCUGGAAGGUGGCAGAAGUGCCGGGCUGUGGCCCAUUCUGCGGGUCCCUCUGUCCCAGCCCGUGCCCAGUGGCCAAGCGCAUUCUAUUCGCUGGAGACGCGUACUGCGGGCUGCUGGCGGCGGCCGAGGGUCCCUUCGGGCCAUGCUACGCCGCGCUGGACCCGCUCCCGUUCAUGGACAACUGCCUGGACGACGUGUGUCGCCACUACGGCGCUCGUCACAUCGUCUGCCGAGCCCUGGCCGCCUUCACUGUCGCCUGUCAGGCUCUGGGCGUGCACCUGCGGCCCUGGAGGACGCCUGACUUCUGUCCCUUGCGGUGUCCGCCGCACUCGCACUACGAGCUGUGCGGCCCGUGCUGCCCAGUCACGUGCGCUGGCAGAGAGAGCUGCCCCGGCCGCGGCGCCAGCGGCAGCCGCUGCUGUGAAGGCUGCGUGUGCGACGCGGGCUUCGUGCUUAGCGGCGCCGCCUGCGUGCGGGAGGCCAAGUGCGGCUGCUUCCGCGCCGGCCGCUACCGAGCUCUGGAGGCAGUGUGGUACCCCGGGCCCCGCUGCGCGCGCCGCUGCCACUGCGGCCCCGGCGGCGCGGUGACGUGCGCGCCGCGGCCGUGCCGGCGCGGGCGAGUGUGCGGCCUGCGCGGAGGCGAGCGCCAGUGUCUCCCCGAAGGCCGAGGCAGCUGCGCCCUCGCCGGGCCCGCGCACGUGCUCGCCUUCGAUGGCCGCGUGCUCACGCUGCCCCCGCCGGCGCCCUCCCCUUCUGAGCCCUGCCUCCACGUGCUGGCCCGCACUGCAAGCCGGGGGCCCUGUCCCUUCAGCCUAGACGUGGCCCGCGAUGGGGCCGGGCUGCUCAGCCUGCACCUCAACCUCUCCGGGCACCACCUGCAGCUAGACCGCACCCUUGUCGGCGUCAUCACGGUGGAUGGUGAGCACUGCCAGCUGCCCUGGGUAUGGGCAGAGGGCAGGGCCUGGGCCACGUUGGAGGGCCGCCAUGUGGUGGUGUACACGGCCUGUGGGCUACAUCUCAUGUAUGACUGGGGCAGCCAGGUGCGCCUAACUGUGCCUUCCACCUUCCACGGCCAGCUGGUGGGGAUCUGUGGGGCCUUUGGUGGCAAAGUUGGCCCCCUUGACCUGCCUCUAGACAAAAGAUCCUGGCCCAAGGGCCUGGUCACUAACCCCUGCCCGCUGCCCCAGCCCAAUCUUGACUUUAGCAUCAGCUGCCCCACACAACUUGCCCAGAUCGUCAAUGCUUCCAAACUGUGUAGACUUCUACGGGCACCAGAUGGUCCCUUUGGCCGCUGCCUGGGCCAUAUCAGCCCCAGGCCUUUCCUCAGGAUAUGCCUGCAAGACAUAUGUCAUACCCAUGGCCAGCACCUUGGUCUCUGUGAUGCCCUCACUGCCUUUACUGCAGCCUGUCAGGAAGCUGGCAUCCCUGUGAAGCUCUGGAGGGGCCCCAAGCUUUGCCCCAUGGUUUGUCCACCCCGAAGCCACUACAGCAUCUGCGCACGGACCUGUGAUGGAGGCUGUGUCCAGCCUACCAGCCCUGCACACUGUUCUACCCAAUGCUAUGAGGGCUGCCAGUGUGACCCUGGACUCAUUUUUGAUGGCACAGACUGUGUGUCUCAGGACCACUGCGGCUGCUUUGACCGUGGACGCUACAUCCCUGUUGGGGAGGCACUGGUCCUACCUGGCUGCCAGGAACGCUGUAUGUGCUUGCGUGGUCAAGGCCUCCAGUGCCAGCCCUUUUCCUGCCCACAGGGCACAGGCUGCAUCCUGGAUGGGGGUGUGCGGUGCUGUGAGGCUGGGGAGGGUGCUACAUGCCGCCUAGAGCCAGGGGGCCUCUUCAUCACCUUUGAUGGCUUCAGUGGGCUCACACCCGUGCCUGUUACAUCCUGUGCCUAUGAGCUAGCCACAUUGGUGGGUUCCAGGCCUGAGGAUCCUGACUGGUUCCAUGUCAUUGCUGACUUCCUGCCCUGUCCUGGCUGCACUGCUCACAAACCACGAGUGAUCAUCGGCUUCAGGGAUGGCUGUGCAGCUGUGGGAACCAAUCAGGAAAUAUGGGUGAACGGACAACCCGCGCGGCUCCCAGCCCAAGUAUGCAGGGGCGUGGUCGCACGCUGGGCGGAGGGCUCCCGGGUUGUCAUCGAGCGGUCCCCCACGCUGCGGGUGCUGGUGGGGCCCGAGGGGGCCGUGGCUCUGCGGGCCUCCCCCGCGCUCCGAGGACGCCUCCGAGCAGCCUGCGGAGACUACAAUGGAAUUGCAGCCGACGACCUGAUACUCCCAGGAGGACUCCGGGGUGCCAGCCUAACCGACGUGUUCCAGGCGUGCCGAGCUCGGGGCUUCAGCAACUGCACGGAGAAGCUUGUCAUGCCAGCCGUGACACAACACUUCACCGCCUGACGCCGUCCCUCUGUGUGUCCCCAUGGCUGGGACCUCCCGACGCACACCUGCCCUGGGGAUGGGAACCCACGGACCUCCCCGAGAUUGUUUUAAUAAAUAACUUCUGACCAAACC